UUAGCGACUGUGACCCCAGAGAUUAGCAACUGUGACUCCAGAGAUUAGCGACUGUGACCCCAGAGAUUAGCGAUGGGAGGAUGCCAAGAUAAACUGAGCUACACGUGUACUCAGGAGGCCAGCACCGCCCAGCCAUGAGGCCAUCUUUAGCUCUUCUCCUCCUGGCCCGUCUCGUCGUGGCCAUCUCCCAGGACCUGCCGUCACGUAACUAUGACAACCAGAUUUCUGGACGAGUUCGACCCACCCAAGUGAUCUUAGCCAAUAGGUACUCGCCAGCAGCACUGACCAACUCACGUGACACCACGUCACGCAUCACCGCCUCACAUCAGCAAGAGUUCCACCCUACUGGGGCCAUUAGGUCCCUCGUGCAUGGCCCAUCUCAGCAUGGCCCAUCUCAGCAUGGCCCAGCUCUUAACAGAUUUCAGAUUUCAAUACCAGAGGAGCAGACAGCUGAAGACAGUGACGACCAGACACUGGAUUAUGACGCUCUGAAAGACUUUGGAGAAAACUCCAAAAAGUCCAAACGUGCGAGGACGAGGCAAACAGCCCGUGCAGACAGUCGUGCAGACAGCCGUGCAGACAGCCGUGCAGACAGCCGUGCAGACAGCCGUGCAGACAGCCCACUGCUGCACGAAGCCGUGCGCCUGCUGCUGGGGUUUCAAGAUGCCCCGCCACUUGACAAGAGUCGCCGACUGGCGUCCAAAGGGAGGUUACCCCAGUAUGUCAAGGACUUAUAUGACAGGUUCCAAUCAGGGGAGAUCACCGCAGUCAACGGUAACACGGUACGCAGUCUUCCUACCAAAAUAGGUCGGGUAGAGGGUCAGUCGAUGUUUAUCUUCAACCUUUCAUCCCUGAAGCCCAGCGAAGAUCUGCUCGCUGCCGAAAUUCACAUGUUUAGACGAAGGCCCGGGGUGUCAGGCCUGGAGCUGGUUCUCCAAAAGGUGGCGCCCCCUCACGUGAGCGAGCUGGAGCAGAUCGCAGCCUCCGCCUGUGGCUGGCACAGGUAUGACGUCACGUGCGCGGUAAAGAGACUGCUGGGGGCGCAAUACCCUCCACCCCAUCUGCUUGGUCUGAGCUUCAGGCAGCAAAGAAUGGGCGGCACCCCAGACGUCGUGCCGGUCAGACAGUUUGUCAGACGACACUCCAUGCCUUUCCUGGUCCUCUAUUCGAACGAGACAGAGGGCGUGCGGCUCACCCAGAUUGACCUCCUGGCCCAGCGUCUGCUCACCAUAACUAACGGCACAUUGGAAGUGACUGGAACACCAGUUGACGUCGCCGCUGAACUGGGUUACCGUGACCUCCCCAAUGUGGCGCCGAUAGGCCAUGACGUCACACGCUCACAUUUCCAUGGCAAAUCUCAUUGGACAAAUGUGCGAGAGAAAAGAUCCACCUUGACCAACGAGAUCCCAGAAGAUUCUGCACCGGCCUACGAGCAAAAGCAGCAAAUACACAAGACUCACCCGAGCAAUCUACGAGCCCGGAGGAAGAGCCGCCGCCACAAGGGACAGUCCAAUGUUUUACCUCUGUAUGGUCACUCUCAUGGGGCGCCCCACAGGAAGAACCGGCACCGCCACAAGGACAGCUCAAGAAAACUUGGAUCCCCCACAGCCCCGGCCCACGACAUGCGGGGUGAUGUGUGCGGACGGAAAAUGCUGGUGGUGGAUUUUGCUGACAUCGGAUGGGGAGACUGGAUCAUCUCGCCAAAAUCAUUCGAGGCUCAUUACUGCGCUGGGAGCUGUCCGUUCCCGCUAACUAAG
Messenger RNA from Physella acuta, 1757 nucleotides. RefSeq names its product growth/differentiation factor 10. Gene Ontology annotation, molecular function: cytokine activity; growth factor activity. NCBI's taxonomy places the organism in Eukaryota, Metazoa, Mollusca, Gastropoda, Physidae. The record is from RefSeq and is a predicted model, not a curated record. Gene Ontology annotation, cellular component: extracellular region.